Messenger RNA from Lachancea fermentati, 1065 nucleotides. The record is from the annotation of a GenBank genome assembly. Lineage: Eukaryota; Fungi; Ascomycota; Saccharomycetes; Saccharomycetales; Saccharomycetaceae.
AUGGAGUUCAAUUCGCCACAACCAGAAUAUGCGCAAUUGAACACAACUGUGCACCCAAAGAGUGCUUCAAGGCUUCUGGCUGUGUUGCACCAACAAGUGGUUGAUGCAACCUGGCCGGGCAAUGAAGCAGGUUCUACGAUGGGUUCAUCGCGGGGCAUACGCGAGGGUCACUACAGAUCAUUAGAUGCUGGUAUCGAGGGAGUUUUGGAAGAGCAUUUGAUACCUUCGCCUCCUUUAUCCCCAAAGUUGGGUCCUACUAACCCCUCGAGUGUACCUGCCAUCGUAGAAUUAGCAAAGCAGGAUGAUUUAUGGGUUCAUCCGGCCUGGACCGAGGGCCUAUCCCCUGACAGGUACAGAUGUGCUACAAACGGAUUUUUAGCACAAUAUCGAUGCUUUGAGCUCCUAAGGCCCAAGAAAUACAGGCAUGUUAGCAAAUCUCAAAGAAGAACAAGACAAAAUGGUAGGCUGGCCGCAAUUAAUUCUGGUGGUACAUCCGGUACAUCCGAUUUUGAGAAAAUCUACAGGACAAGAAGAGUCACCAAGAUUGGCAAUGGAAAAGUGGAUGAAGAGGAGGAAUUUGUUUCUUCGAAGCCCGUGUCGAGGCCUUCGACGCCUGUUCAUCGCCGUCCACGGAAAGUCAACCCUGUGUCGUCCCCCUUGGCUUCCGCAGCUGCGGUUAAUGUAUCACAAUACAUUCCUAACAUGAGUUGGGAGAAACUACCAGAUUGUUGUCCAUCACUAUCCACAUUGCCCGACAACAACAAAGCUCUAAAAGUUGAGUGGAAAGGCUCUUCUAUGGAUCUUUCGAAUGAUCCUUUGAAAGACAAGUUGCAUCCGGCAGAACUGGUUUUAGCUCAAAUUUUGAGACUGCCUUGCGAUCUAUACUUGGACUCUAAGAGAAGGUUGUUUUUGGAAAAGGUUCACAGAUUGAAGCAGGGUUUGCCAUUCAGAAGGACGGAUGCGCAAAAGGCAUGCAGGAUUGAUGUUAACAAGGCUUCAAGGCUUUUUGCGGCUUAUGAGAGAAUAGGCUGGCUGGAUGAUGAGAAUUUCCAGAAGUUUCUAUGA